Osmerus eperlanus (European smelt) is the source of this 3616-nucleotide messenger RNA. RefSeq names its product zinc finger protein 184-like. The transcript has 9 exons. The record is from RefSeq and is a predicted model, not a curated record. Gene Ontology annotation, cellular component: nucleus. Gene Ontology annotation, molecular function: DNA-binding transcription factor activity, RNA polymerase II-specific; RNA polymerase II cis-regulatory region sequence-specific DNA binding. Lineage: Eukaryota; Metazoa; Chordata; Actinopteri; Osmeriformes; Osmeridae. Bases 137 to 3355 code for a protein of 1072 amino acids. Gene Ontology annotation, biological process: regulation of transcription by RNA polymerase II.
AACAAUUCUGAAAGGUACGACGGCACCGGACAGAAAAGUUUGCGUUGCAUGCGCGCAUGCUAUAAUAGAGCAAAAUAACAACAAAUGUAUCGUAUUUUACCUCCAUUUAUAGCCUCAAAUUAGUAAAUUAUCCAUCAUGAAUACUCGUGGAUCGUUGGAGGAUAUACAUGAGCCAGUCAUCCCCCUUUCCUCUCUGCGCCUGCUGGUGCCACCGCUGCGUCUGCUGUCCGCAGCUAUGUGGCAGGUGGCGAAGCAGAGAGACGUGCUGCAGUAUGAGAAGCUGCAAGAGUUUGUGGGUCUGGUGACCGAGGCUGUCCCAGGACUGAUGGGAUGCAGACACAGAUCCCAGCUUCUCCUGGCUCUGAGAGCAAGGCUGGUCUUAGAGUUAUGCCGAGAUCCCAUUGAUUCUCGAAUUAUACAAUCCCACCUAGAAAGACUCCCUACUAUUCCCUCAGGAAGCACAGGGUUCAGAGAUGCAGAAGUGGAGGCAGCUGAGUCUACUUUUGUAGCGCUUGUCCAGAGCCUGCUGAAAGACCCUUCUGAAAGAGCGUACUUCUUCCAGGAGGUAUUCCCUGUGGAAUAUGGCCCAAAAUAUGACACAGCCCUACAAACACUUCUUUGGGAGUUCCUCUCUCGAUUGGAAAGGAUGUUUCCCAUCCCAGAUAUCAAACAGACCGCAGCAUGGCUCAGCUCUGCCCCCUCAGUUCUGGAUGAGCCCUGGCAGUCCACUCCAGAAGAACUCUAUCUCAUCCACCAACAUCAUAAGAGCUCAGGAAUUGUGAAAAUACCUUAUGGCCCAUCCUCUUCUGUUGGAAACUGCAUCCUGUCCGCUCUGUCUGUUCCUCCCUCUCAACGAGUCGUCAUCACCACUCAGCCAACAGCCUUUACCAUCGGGUCUGAGUCAAUGCACAACUACGCCAACAUACUGAACUCUUAUGUAGGAGUUGACUCGAACGGAGUAGUGACUGUUUACACGGAGGUGGAAGUCGGAGCGACAGAGUUAGGUGAUGAGGUGGUUGAGUCAGUGAAUGACAUCCAGUCAAACAACUCUCAAAUGGAGCUAGUGACUAUGAAUGAAGAUGGAGGCGUCGAGGAGAUGAGUGUGGAGGCGGCGGAGAUGGAAACUGAGAUGGCCCAGGUGGAACAACUGGAAGAUGCAGUAAGCAUCUCCAAAGCUCUUGAGACCUUGACGAAGACCUUUGCAUUAAAAAAGGAUGUUGGACAAGAAGACGGGCCACCAGUUGAGAUGAACGAGUCCGAGACGGUCUCCUUACAGCCCAAGGUAACGACAGAAGUGGUGGAAAGCGGAACAGAUGAAGGAUACGGACAAGCGAGUGAGCAGACUGUGAGUGCAGUUGAAGAGGCACCCUUGGAGCAGAAACAAGAAGCUUUGACCAAUCACACUCUGGAGGCUGAGACUGUGCAAAGUGCAGCAGAACUAUCGAGUGAAUACGUAAGUGGCCAAAGUGACAGUGCUUCAGAGAAGGGAUCUAUGUGGCAGCAACAACAAGAACGUUCUUACGUGCUGUCAGAGGGUGCCGAGACGAGCAGGAGCUCUCAAUCUGACACACAGCAGAAGGAUUCGGCGAUCAGUAGUGACGCAAGGAAAGACAGCUCAGGCCUUUCCUCCACAACUCAACCGCCUGCGUUGUCAAACGUGCGACGAUCCACACGCCUUCAGACAAGGACUAUGAGGGGGGGGAGGCUGAAACGCCAGCACAAGUUAUCAGGGAAGAAGAAAGAGCACGACAAGGAGGAGAAAGUGAACAAUGCUGAGGUCUUGGUUGCUCCCUCUGUCAUAGCCAUCAGGGGAAACAAAACAGAUGAUUCUGAAGAGGUGACCUCUAUCAUCUUCAGCUGCCCUCAGUGCCCUUUCCAUAAAUCAGCAGAAAAUAGCCCACCACACAUCCAUAUCCAAGAUGUCCCUACAGAAGAAUAUUCCAAUCGCAUCGCAGCUGGAUCAAAUGGAGCCUCUUUUACACCGUCUCCCUGCAGCACUGACCAGAUAUUCACAUCAAUCAAACUGUUCCCUUCAUCCAGCUCCUUUAAAAUUGAACAACAAAAUAACUCAUCCAAUUCAGCCAGGGGUGUUCCUCUCCCAUCCGCGAAAGGAAAGCAGAAGUGCCUCACGUGCGAAACGUGCGGAAAGACCUUCACCCGCACAUCUGACGUGAGGAGACACCAGCUCACGCACACUGGGGAGAGACCUUUCCACUGCUCCCGCUGCGACCGGACCUUCCAGCACUCCUGGGACCUGGCCAAGCACGAGGGCAAGCACCAUGGGGCGCCCGCCUCCUUCCCUUGCCAGCAGUGUGGGGCCACCUUCCCCAACCUCCGCUCUCUCACCGUCCACCACAGGAAGUCUCACCAAGGGGAGAGCGAGCUUCCCCAGAUGUGCUCCAUUUGCGGCGAAAGCUUCCCCACUUCCCGCGAGCUCCAGCAGCACAAGAAGACCCACGGGCCCAGCCUCCACUACACCUGCCAGCAGUGUGGCGAGGGCUUUGACACUCUGUUGGCACGGUCCCAGCACAGACAGAUCCACCUGUCCAAGCGUCAGUUUAAGUGCUCCCUUUGUGACAAGACAUACACCCGUAGGGCCGACGUGAAGAGGCACCUGGCCAGCCACACCGGCGAGAGGCCAUAUCAGUGCAGCCAGUGCGGAAAGCGGUUCUCCCUCCGUUUCAUGCUCAAGAAACACCUCAAAGUCCACACGGGCGAGCGGCCUUUCGAGUGCUCCCACUGUUCCAAGAGGUUCACCUUGAUAUCCAUCCUGACCAGACAUGAGAGGAUGCACACGGGAGAGAGGCCCUUCCUCUGCUCUCAGUGUGGGAAGGGGUUCCUCUCCCAGGGGGAGCUUUCAAAGCACCACAGGUCCCAUGUGGAUGACAGACCGUACCCCUGCAGUCUGUGUGAGAAGCGCUUCAAGAGUAAGAGAGCUCAGCAGGAACAUAUUGUCUCCCACACAGGCGUUCGCCCGUACCCCUGUACCUUCUGUGGGAAGGGCUUCUCCAAACCGUACGCUCUGACCAGGCAUCACCUCAUACACACUGGAGAGAGACCGUUCCCUUGUUCCCACUGCGAGAAGACCUUCCUAACUCUUGGCGAGGCCCAGCUGCAUGAACGGAUUCACACGGGAGAGCGACCCUAUCCCUGCUCUGUGUGUGAAAUGAAAUUCAAGAGUUCGUCAGAGCUGGCGAGACACAAGCGAUGUCACGCAGGGGUACGACCUGCUCGGCCCAACUGUCACUUGUGUUCGAAAAGCUUUACCUCCAAGGCUAAACUGAGGAAACACAUGGAGGUUCACUCAGGGACUGAAGGAGAGGCAGACACUGAGGCCCAGGCCUCCAACAUUUGAAGUGUUGAAUAAUCCACCUGAAACAGACACAGCAGCAUGAUUGUCCAUUGUAUCUUGUCAACACCAUCUAUAGUGUGUUGUACUCUCAGUAAAAGCAGGCAUUGGUUCAUUGUUUUAUGUAACUACUUACAGGUACUUACAUCUAUUAAACAGCUAAAAUUACAGAAAUACUUUUUGAUGUAACACAUUAAAAUUUGGUUGCUACUGUUUUCAAAUGCAUUUCUUAUUGUUUAGUGAUGUACUUGAUUCAUACAUGUCAAA